Messenger RNA from Daldinia caldariorum, 1617 nucleotides. RefSeq names its product general substrate transporter. The record is from RefSeq and is a predicted model, not a curated record. The coding region runs from base 1 to 1617 and encodes 538 amino acids. Gene Ontology annotation, cellular component: membrane. The transcript has 7 exons. Gene Ontology annotation, biological process: carbohydrate transport; transmembrane transport. Gene Ontology annotation, molecular function: carbohydrate:proton symporter activity. NCBI's taxonomy places the organism in Eukaryota, Fungi, Ascomycota, Sordariomycetes, Xylariales, Hypoxylaceae.
AUGGGUGGCGCGGGCAAUGCCGGCUCGGGCAGCGAGGCUGAUCCCAUCAUCACCCGUCUUGUAAACGCGGAUAAGGUUAGAUGGUACCGGAAACCGAACCUGCGAUAUCUCUAUUUCUUAUUAUUCCCAACUUGCAUGGGAAUCGAGUUGACAUCAGGCUUUGACUCGCAAAUGAUCAAUGCAUUGCAGAUAGUGCCGUCGUGGAUUUCAUACUUUGGCAAUCCCCAGGGGUCUCUCAAAGGCAUUAUCGCCGCCGCAUACUCACUCGGUGCUAUCCUUUCGCUCCCAUUCAUCGGCAUCGUCAAUGACAAAUUCGGCCGUCGCUGGUCCAUCAUUGGAGGCUCCGCUAUCAUGGUAAUCGGUGCUUUAAUCCAGGGCUUCUCUGUCAAUGUUGGCAUGUACAUCGUAGCUCGUCUCAUACUGGGAUUUGGCAUUCCCACGUGUAUCGUUUCCGCUUCGUCCUUGAUCGGAGAGUUAGCAUAUCCAAAGGAACGCCCGGUUUUGACUUCGCUUUUUAACGUGGCUUACUUUGUGGGCCAAAUUACCGCCGCAGCCAUUUGCUUCGGAACUAACAACAUUACAACUAAUAUGGCAUGGAAAAUCCCUUCAUGGCUUCAGAUGUGUCCGUCGCUGGUGCAAAUAGCUUUUGUUCUCUUUCUACCUGAAUCGCCAAGAUGGCUGGUUCAACAAGACCGCGUAGAAGAAGCAUUUAACGUCUUGGUGACAUACCACGGCGAAGGGGACAGAGAGUCCGAGUUCGUAAAGGCCGAGUUCGCUCAGAUUCAGGCAACAAUCAGCAUAGAACUUGAGCAUUCUAAACGGUCAUGGGCUGAUCUAAUAGCUACGGCUGGUAUGCGCCGCCGAAUGCUGAUUAGCUGCAUGCUCGGUCUAUUUACACAAUGGUCUGGUAACACUCUCAUCUCGUACUAUCUUGGCGAUCUCCUCGCCAUGAUUGGUAAGAGUGACUCGGUAUUCAAACAGCAAAUCAAUGUGGCCAAUUCAUGCUGGCAACUUGUUUGCGGUACGUGUGUUGCGUUUCUUGUAACCAAGUUCAAGAGACGUCAUAUGUAUCUUGCCUGCACUAUAUCACUACUAUUCGUUUACAUAUCAUGGACAAUUAGUAUGGAGAGAGCUAUCGCCGGAAAGGAAUCAGGCCAUCCUAAUAAUGCGGCAAACGUGGCUACGAUCUUCUGGAUCUUCGCCUAUUCUCCCUGCUAUAAUAUUGGAUAUAACGCCUUAACUUACACUUACCUGGUCGAGCUCUGGCCUUUCGCGGAGCGCUCCCGUGGUAUCGCAUUCUUCCAGCUCUUCGGUCGUUUAGCCGGCUUCUUCACAACCUUUGUCAACCCUAUCGGACUUGGGAAUGUUAGCUGGCGAUAUCUGAUAUCUUACUGUUGCUUCUUGGCUUUCGAGAUAGUAUUUAUUUAUUUCAUAUUCCCCGAAACGUUCGGCAGAACACUAGAAGAGCUAGCCUUCUUAUUCGAAGAUAAGGCUCUAGCUGACGAAGCCGUUCAUGCUGUUGAGAAGGUAGUCGUACACCACGAAGAGCCCGCUAUUAAUAAAGCAAGGUCGGGUGGAAAUGUCAUUACAACUUCUGAGCUUGGAAAAGAAGUAUAA